Messenger RNA from Labrus bergylta (ballan wrasse), 2273 nucleotides. NCBI's taxonomy places the organism in Eukaryota, Metazoa, Chordata, Actinopteri, Labriformes, Labridae. The record is from RefSeq and is a predicted model, not a curated record.
UCUCUCUCCACUCCCUCUCUGCAGAACCGGAUGGAGGAGAGUAAAGCUCUGUUUAGGACAAUAAUCACGUACCCCUGGUUCCAAAACUCCUCCGUCAUUCUGUUCCUCAACAAGAAGGACCUGCUGGAGGAGAAGAUCAUGUACUCUCAUCUGGUCGACUACUUUCCAGAGUACGAUGGUCCUCAGAGGGAUGCUCAGGCGGGACGAGAGUUUAUCCUCAAGAUGUUUGUGGACCUGAAUCCCGACAGCGAUAAGAUCAUCUACUCUCACUUCACCUGCGCCACCGACACGGAGAACAUUCGCUUCGUCUUUGCCGCCGUCAAAGACACCAUCCUGCAGCUCAACUUAAAGGAGUACAACCUGGUGUAGAGUGGAGCCACACACACGUACUGACACUAUCUGUGAAGAGAAAGAACACACACACACACACACUCAUAUGAGAUCAAAUCAGAGAAGAAAAAAAAAACGUAGCGGUUGCAGAAUAUUAAUUUAUUUGCAAAUUUUUGGUCCCCAAGGGGUUCACAAAAAAAAAGUUGUAUAUUGCUAUUUAAGGAGAUGAAAUGUUAAGGAGGCGAGGCAGAUAUUUUGGAGGACUUUGCUGUUGAACAUGUGCGUCAACAAUCCUCAUUUCUAAGGCUUUGCGCAUUGUGAGGUUUUGCAUUUUUUUUGUUGACAUUUUUUGACAAAAAGAAAACGACUUUGUUCACUCGAGGUUAUGGUGUGGAGAGAAAUGUAACGAAUGCAAUGUGCUCCCCCUCUCUGCCUUUUUAUACACAUGAAAAAAAAGUCUCUUUGUGACAGAAAGGCCCUUUAGAACAGGCGUAAACUGAGAUUUUCACCUUGAUUUGGUAUCAAUUGACUUCCAUCUUUCGUAUUGCAUUGCAUUGACUUUGGUACCAUGCGAUGAGCUGAGCAUGUCUCACCAUGAAAGUACAUUACGCCCGGCCUUUGUUUGUCAUGUUUUGAGUGACAGACACGUGACAGUUCUGCAGCAUUAACGUAAACAUAAAGUGAACAAGUUUGAGAGAACCCGGCUUUAAAAUGCUUUGAGCUCAGAGAGAUGUAAGGCUGUCAAAAUGUCCACUACUCAGAUAUUUCUUUGACACUUUUUUUGAUAACACGUAUUUCAAAAUAAAACAAUAUCAGUUUUUUUAAUGACCAAUACUAGCAAAAAGUAAACAAACUUAAGAAAAACCUCCACACCUUCAGUCAAACUUUAACCAAAAGCUGCAGAGAACAAGAUGGAAUUCACAGGUCAGCAAAUACUUCUACUUCCCCCGUAGUCCUUUUGGCCUCAAUGAUACAUGAAUGUCUCUUACAAACAAAAAGCAGAGGCGGUUUAAGGUCUAAAUUGCAAACAUUUUUCCGGCACAGAAACUCAUCUGAUGUUUUUGUGCAAUUUAUAGACGGUGUAGCUUUCAAGUUUUGGUGAUUGAAAUCAAGAAACCGCCUAAUACUGGAUGCCUCUGGAAGCCUCUAUUUUUCGUUGCCAUGGUAUCCAAACGGGUAUCGAUAUGGUUUGAUUCUGACUUCGUCUCGAUGUUUAAAAAUUCUGGUAUUGGGACAACCCGAGGAUGCACAUGCAGAUCUGGGCUUGGUCACGUAAACCCUGAUGGAGCUGUGGGCGUCUCACAGACUGGAGGGAGUAGAAGAGGUUAUAAUUUAUGAGACAAUGUUUUGUUCAACUGUGCCACAUUAACGCUUUUUUUUAAGAUGGUAACGUGUGUAUUUAUUGCCAAUGCCAAAAACGACAGACGCUGUUUACAACUCCAAUGAAAAGUGUUGACCGAGUUAUUCCCGCAGUUUAAGACGUAUUUAACAAAGUAAACAGUAUCCUCCUCCAAUCACAACGUCAGGCUUUGCUGCAGUGUCCAAUCACAGCCUGGCCGUCUUGAUUUAUUGGAGAAUAACUCAAACUAAUUACCUUUAAGGGCAAAGUGUUGACAUUCAGUGUGUACCAAAGUGAGCCCUUCUUGUCUCUGAUUUAAAACUCUCACUUAAAGUAUUUUUUUUCUAACUAUUCCCAAGAACACAAGCCUGUAAUUUACAUUUUUUUGAGGCAUAGUGCAAUUAUGAAUGCUAUAAUCAUUGUACAUACAUCUCUCUCUCUCUCUCUCUAUAUAUAUAUAUGGCAGCAUCUUUGUUGGCUUUGUAAUCAUUACUUUUUUGGCAGAUUGAAUGUGCGGUAUUGGAAAUAUGUAUCUAUGUAAUUGUAUUGUAUGUCUAAUGGCUAAUUCAUUUUUUGGAAGAAAGAAAAAUGUUAUUUACAUGUU